This is a messenger RNA of Xenopus laevis (African clawed frog), 1218 nucleotides long. RefSeq names its product major histocompatibility complex class I-related gene protein-like (gene mhc1-uda.S). The transcript is spliced from 4 exons. The record is from RefSeq and is a predicted model, not a curated record. NCBI's taxonomy places the organism in Eukaryota, Metazoa, Chordata, Amphibia, Anura, Pipidae.
GGUCAGCAGCACGGACAGCAGAUAUAAAUCCCUGAUCCUCGUGUAAUGUAAAUUUCACCUAGCAACUGCCUUCUGCGCCUCCUCUGAUUGGCUGCCUUUUAGGGGAACCUACCUCCAUGCGGGGGAGGAUGUUUGGCCUGUUCCUUCUCCCUGUGAGUCUGCUGGUGCCAAGUGUGUGCCUAUCCAGUCACACCCUCCAAUACACUUUCACUCUGAUCUCCAGUUCGGCCAGUCCGACCUACUUCAUUGUGGCGUUUGUAGAUAAAGCCCAGAUAGGGAGGUACACCAGCGAAACGCAGUGGGUGGAGCCUCUGCUGGACUGGAAGAAGGAGCGCCUUGAGCCAAAACACUGGGAAACCAUGACUUUCUGGGGCAGGCAUUACCAAAACUGUCACACCAAGGAUAUGGCCUUUUUUAGGGAUCGCUUUAACCGCACAUAUGGGGAUGGAGGCCAUUACAUUUACCGGGUGAAGUUUGCAUGCGAGGUGGAGGAGGACUGCACUGUCCAAGGUGAUGAAGCCUUUGCCUUUAACGGGAAUGAGUUCACGUUCUUCAAUAAAGACAACAUGCGUUUCGUGGCAGUGAAUUGCGAGGCUGAGGUGAUAGCUCAGGAGUGGAACAGGCAGCAGUUGAGCGCCAUCAAGCACAAGAAGCACAUGGAGCAGGACUACAUUGAGUAGAUGAAGCUCUAGCUGACGUUGGGACGAGGUCCGACGAGAAGAAAGGUCAUUCGCCCCAAGGUGAAGGUUUUCCCUCGGAAGUCGGACAGCGAGACAAAGCUUCACUGCUGGGUGAAUGGCUUCUACCCCCGAGACGUGCUCGUGAGAUGGCUGAGGAACGGGAUCGAGUUGGAGCAACGGGAUCGAGUUGGAGCAACGGGAUCGAGUUGGAGGAACGGGAUCGAGUUGGAGGAACGGGAUCAAGUUGGAGUCGGAGGAGGACAAAGAGAUUCUCCCCUACUCGGUAUUCCUCCCAAUCCUGAGUUUCAUGUUCCUCUCCCCCCGUUCCUUUACAAACAGAGCCCGGGAAAAGAAGCCCCGCCUUAACCGGUAUCGCUUUUGUCGCCGUCGGCAUCGCAGUUGUCGUCAUCGGACUCAAAAUUUCAAGUGCGUAAAGAGAAGUGCAGACAGUGACAAACCCCAUGCGAUUCUGUGUUAUUAUUUUACAGUUUUAUUUCUAUAUCCUCUGCACUCGCCCAUUGUCAUUGUAUUAUGGACA